Molecule: messenger RNA, 991 nt
Organism: Gilbertella persicaria
Lineage: Eukaryota; Fungi; Mucoromycota; Mucoromycetes; Mucorales; Choanephoraceae
Exons: 1
Coding region: 33-911 (292 amino acids)
Biological process (GO): regulation of transcription by RNA polymerase II
Cellular component (GO): mediator complex
Molecular function (GO): transcription coregulator activity
Source: RefSeq, a predicted model, not a curated record
GUCAGUUUCUUUGGCUGCGGUGCAUAUAUAGAAUGAGGCGUAAACUAAAGAGAAAUAUAGAACAAAGAAAAAGUCCCUCUCCUUUCGCAAGUGACCGUACUUUUUUUUUUUCUGAGAAGAGGGGGGUUUUAUUCAGCGACAAUCUUACCGUGUUUUUCUUUUGUUUUUUUUAUACUAUGGACCAUUCACAUAUUCAAGCAACACUCGACCCACACACAUAUCAAGAGUUAGAAGCACUUCGAGGCAAAUUAUGGUCACUUCAAGAAACCUUUUCAACUCACUUGACCUAUUUAAAAGAACCUAAAUACCCUUUCACUUGGCCUGACCUCUUGAACAAAUUCAAUAUGCUAACAGCAAAGUUCGCUACACUCUCUGAGGAUUUCCACAGCUACACAACGACAGGAAGUAAUGCGACAUUACCCAAAUUAAUGGUACAUCCUUAUAUACCCACUACUACUGAACAAGAAACCAAUAUCCUAAGUGUGCUUUUAAGAACAAAGUUGAUUCCAGAUAUUGAACGCCUUGAAUCAGAGACGCAGGCAGCCAUUGCACAAGAAAUGAAGACGGAGAGCGUGGUUGAACAAAGACUUGAUGAUGACCAACUGAUAAAAAACCAACUGGAUCAAUGGAACCAAUUAUUAGAGAGACACGAUCGAUUAGCUAUGGAUGCAGCACAAUUUGUGUCUGAAUUAGCCUCGGAUCAUCGCCCUAAUUUCCUGCUAAGAUAUGAGCACCAAAUAGACGAAGAAGAAAGCGAAGAAGAAGAACAAAAAGAAUGGGAAAAGAUGGGAUUCCCAAAUGAAGAAGUCUGGAAGCGUUGGAGGCUAGAAUGUAUGAUGAAUUACUAUAGUAGUGGCAAAAAUGAACUGGUUGGCAGUGAUAUCAAGAAACUAGCCAAUGGUAAAAAAUAAUAAAAGAGUCGUACAAAUAUUUAUUGAACAAUAAAAUGAGCAACUCUUUUAGAACUAAAAGACAAGAAGGCAAAAGAGGG